Molecule: messenger RNA, 3294 nt
Organism: Microtus ochrogaster (prairie vole)
Lineage: Eukaryota; Metazoa; Chordata; Mammalia; Rodentia; Cricetidae
Gene: Nek4
Product: NIMA related kinase 4
Biological process (GO): protein phosphorylation
Molecular function (GO): protein kinase activity; ATP binding
Source: RefSeq, a predicted model, not a curated record
UGGUAGCGGCGUCCGGGUGGGCCGGGCCUCGAAGCUCCUGGCCCUGUGGGGCCGCGUUUACGGAGGAGUUUACCUCCUGUCGGGCAUGAGCGGGGCUUCCCGCCGCUCUUCGCGCCGCUGCCGCAGCUUGCGGACGGUGGGCCACCUCAGGGAACAUGCCCCAGGCUACCUACUGCUACGUGCGGGUCGUGGGCCGGGGCAGUUACGGGGAGGUGACGCUCGUGAAGCAUCGGCGCGACGGCAAGCAGUAUGUCAUCAAAACACUGAACCUCCGAAAUGCCUCCAGCCGCGAGCGCCGAGCUGCGGAGCAGGAAGCUCAGCUCUUGUCUCAGCUGAAGCACCCCAACAUCGUCACCUACAAAGAGUCGUGGGAGGGAGGAGAUGGUCUGCUGUACAUCGUCAUGGGCUUCUGUGAAGGAGGUGAUCUGUACCGGAAGCUCAAGGAGCAGAAAGGACAGCUUCUGCCUGAGAGUCAGGUGGUGGAGUGGUUUGUACAGAUCGCCAUGGCUUUGCAGUAUUUACACGAGAAACACAUCCUUCAUCGAGAUCUGAAAACUCAGAAUGUAUUCUUAACAAGAACAAACAUCAUCAAGGUGGGCGACCUGGGCAUUGCCCGAGUGCUGGAGCACCACAGUGACAUGGCAAGCACCCUCAUUGGCACUCCCUAUUAUAUGAGCCCUGAGUUGUUCUCAAACCAACCCUACAACUAUAAGUCUGAUGUUUGGGCUUUGGGAUGCUGUGUCUAUGAAAUGGCCACCCUGAAGCACGCCUUUAAUGCAAAAGACAUGAAUUCCUUAGUUUAUCGGAUUAUUGAAGGAAAGUUGCCACCAAUGCCAAAAGUUUAUAGCUCAGAGCUGGCAGAGCUGAUCCGAACAAUGCUGAGCAGGAGACCUGAAGAGAGACCCUCUGUGCGGAGCAUCCUGAGGCAGCCUUAUAUAAAACACCAAAUAUCCUUAUUUUUGGAGGCCACAAAGGCAAAAACUUCCAAAAAUAAUGUUAAAAACUGUGACUCCAGAGCCAAGCCUGUAGCUGCUGUAGUUUCCAGAAGGGAAGAACCGGAUCAUGAAGUGAUGCACGCCCAGCCCUGCUCUUCUGAGGGCUCCACUGCACACGCCAUGGGUGAAGAUAAGUGUUUGUCCCAAGAGAAACCAGUGGCCGUUGAUCCCUUGAAAUCACCUGCUAGCCUCAAAGGCCACACUGGCAAACCCAUCAUGAACAAUACGGCAGAGUCAUUUGCUACAAUCAGUAGAAUAAAUAUCGAUAUCUUGCCUGCAGAAAGGAGGAACUCAGCAAAUGAUGACAUAGUUCAGGAGACUCAACCAAGACAGUCGGAUGCCUCUGAUGAAGUAGACAGUCAAUUCAGUAUUUCUCAAGACAGGAAGGAGAGAUUCCGGGGUGAUACCAACUCCAGUGAUCAGCCUGACAGUCUGCUUCCCAGACGGUCCUCUGAUGAUUGUGAUGGGGAAGGGAAUGAACUGGUGGUGAAGGACCAAAAGCCAGACCAGGAUCAAGUUACUGGUGGAUGUAUGAUAGAAAAACAGGACAGCAUCCCCCCAAGAUUCCAGCCACACAGCUCUGUGUCUGAACCUUCUGUAUCUGGACAGCGAAGGCAGAAAAAAAGAGAACAGACUGACCAUGAUCAGGCAAAGAGCCAGUUCCAGGAAUCACCCCCUUGGCUUUUGCCUUCUCCCCCUCCUGUUGGAAAAGUGGAUAUUGUGUCAGCACAACUAAAGGAUAGAAACCAAAGUCAGCCUGUGGCCAGCUCUGUAGACAGUUCAAGGGUCAGUUCAUCGUUGUCGUCCAAGGGUCGGCCGCUAUCAGCCAGAGAGAGGCGGCGACUAAAGCAGUCACAGGAAGAUGCACUCCCCUCAGGCCCUUCAGUCCGGAGAACUCACAGUGCAGCGGAGCCAGUGAAACCACAAGAAGACGACCAGCCUACCCCUGUCCGACGAUUCUCUUCUGACUGCAACAUCCCUCAGGAAAAGAGACUGACACAUGGUCUGUCUGAGGAUGAGUUAAGUUCCUCUACAAGCUCAACUGACAAAUCAGAUGGGGAUUCCAGGGAUGGGAAAAGUCAUACGAAUGAAAUGAGUGACUUGGUACAGCUGAUGACUCAGACUCUUAAGCUGGAUUCUAAAGAGAGCUGUGAAGAUCUCCCGGUGCUAAACCCAGUGCCAGAAUUCAGACUUCAUGGGAAGUAUCGUGACACGCUGGUACUUCACGGCAAAGUUGCAGAAGACGCGGAGCUUCACUGCAAAGAGCUGCCUUCAGCUGUCAUACCAGGUUCUGAGAAGAUCAGGAGAAUAGUUGAAGUCUUGAGAGCUGAUGUAAUCCAGGGUCUGGGGAUUCAGCUUCUAGAGCAGGUGUAUGACCUUUUGGAGGAGGAGGAAGAUGAAUUGGAGAGAGAGGCACGAUUACGGGAGCACAUGGGCGACAAGUAUACAACUUACAGUGUGAAAGCUCGCCAGUUGAAGUUUUUUGAAGAAAAUGUGAAUUUUUGAGAUUUGUUUUAAUGUGCUGCCAGAACUAAAGACUAUUUUCAAAGGUUUUUCAUCUAAACAACAACAGGCCGUUUCAGUUAUUCAGAGGCUGCUCACUCACUGUCUUCAGUGUCUCUUUGGGGCUUCUUACUAUGACUCAUGGGAUGGAGUGGACCCAUGUGAGACAAGUUCAGAGGGAAACAAACGGGAUAGCAUUGUGUUUGUUUGUUACUAUUUACUGAGCCUUAAGCCAACAUUAUACCUAGCUUAUUUUUUUAAGAUAUUAACUAGCUUGAAAUGGGGCCAGAAAACAUUGGAUUAUAUUGUACUACAGUGAGAAAAAACAACUGACAUCUCGUAAUAUGUGGUAUUGUUUAUAAUCUUAGAGAGUAGUGAUGUUUAUUCUCUAAUGUCAACUUAGUAUACUAUUCUGGGAAUAGAUGUAAAGAACAUGAAGUUCUAUGUUGCAUUUGAACAACUUUUUUUGCACAUAAAUGAACUUUAAUAAUAUUUUCAUUUAAUCUGAAUCUUAGUGAGGUUCAGUCUUUAGACUCUUAGGACGCUUGUGCCAUCUAAAGUAUAGAUUUGUGACUCAUUUCUUUUUUUUUUUUUAUCAGCAAAAACGUCUCUUAAAUGUGAAUUCCUUUUCAGCUAAGCAGUGUCCAAGGAAAGCCCAGGUCCUUAGAUUCUAUUGAAUACAGGCAAUGUUUUUCUUUAUGUAUAAUAAAGUGUCAGUUGAGUUUCUAGGUUUGUUUUUUGUUUUGUUUUAUUUUUCGAGACAGGGUUUCUCUGUGGCUUUGGAGCCUGUCCUGAA